This is a messenger RNA of Condylura cristata (star-nosed mole), 921 nucleotides long. RefSeq names its product chromosome unknown open reading frame, human C12orf42 (gene CUNH12orf42). The transcript is spliced from 2 exons. The record is from RefSeq and is a predicted model, not a curated record. Bases 1 to 921 code for a protein of 306 amino acids. Lineage: Eukaryota; Metazoa; Chordata; Mammalia; Eulipotyphla; Talpidae.
AUGGUAUAUAAAAAACUGCUUUCUACUCGCCAGUAUAUUAUCCCCAGAUCUCCUGCUGUAAGUGCAGCCUCUUUGGAAGAAGAAGUCUUUGGAGAAGUCCUUCCCACCCCAACACCAUCCAGUGAAUAUGAUGAGAGAUCAAAGACCAUCACUGCUACACAGAAAGUUAGUAAGAGAGCCAGAGGAGUCCUCAAGCAGGCCUGGGACUCUUCACUUAUGGAUCAACAUUUGAUAAAAAAGCUUACUGUAUCCCGCUCUGUAAAUCCAAUGCACCUGGAAGCUUCAGGCACACAUAUUAAUAGACAGGAGAAAAUUCCAAACCGGUCAUCUUCUGGCAAUCCCAAGGGCGACGCUGUCCUGAGUAGUCCCACCUUGAGACCCUACACUGCCAUCGGCCUCUGUCGGAGAAGCCGGAUCCCCGUUGCCUCGCGAAGCUUCUCCUGGAGUUCCUCUGGGUCGAAGCUGGAGGAAAGGGUGGCAGCUGAAGUAGUUAUUCGGGCAGCCCCAGAUUGCCCACAGAAGCUCCUGGGCGUGCCCGGAAAUCCCAUCGGAAGAGGCGCAGUUGCCAUGGCACCGGAGAUGCUCUGGAGGCAUCCUCAACCCCGGGCGAAAAGGGGGCCCAGGGCAGACGCCUCCUUCCAGAGCAGUCUGCCAGAAGAGCCCCUUCCUCCGCUGCCCGGAGCUCCCACCCAUCUCCCCUCGAAGAGGUUAAUCAAGGUUUGCGCUUCUCCCCCCUCCCGCCCACCCCAGCGUUUCCAUACGGUUUGUUCACAGGCCCCUCCCAGGCCCGGGGUGAAUGCUCACUUACAUUCACCGCUGCGAGGGGAUUGUUCCGCGAGCGCUGCCUAUCCUCAAAUCAAUGCCUGCCCAGAACAACAGAGAGGGCCUCAGAUGUACCGGUUUCCACAGAACCAUUGUUAG